Eutrema salsugineum is the source of this 1578-nucleotide messenger RNA. Its product is annotated as putative G3BP-like protein. Bases 206 to 1363 code for a protein of 385 amino acids. The record is from RefSeq and is a predicted model, not a curated record. Gene Ontology annotation, cellular component: ribonucleoprotein complex; cytosol. Gene Ontology annotation, molecular function: mRNA binding. The transcript is spliced from 8 exons. NCBI's taxonomy places the organism in Eukaryota, Viridiplantae, Streptophyta, Magnoliopsida, Brassicales, Brassicaceae.
UAGUAUAAUGUUUUAGUGAUAAAAUCUGUAGAAAAGCCCUACAGAAAUCCCAAAUUUCUCGUCGGAGAUUUCUAAGUAAAACCCUAAAAGAAGCCAUAUAUAUAAAUAUUUAUAUUCAUCCCCCUCGUGUGUGCUACUCUCUGUCUCUCUUUUCUUCACUCUGGUCUGAGAUUUUGAUUCUGCUUCUCUUCUCAUCUUCCAAGAGAUGGCACUCGAAUCAAAUGCUCCAUUGGUGGAUCCACACAUUGUGGGCAAUGCUUUUGUUCAAAAAUACUACAACCAUUUAUAUGAAUCACCAGCGGAAGUGCAUCGAUUCUAUCUUGAGGACAGUGUUUUAGGGCGCCCUGGUUCCGAUGGAGAGAUGGUUUCUGUAAAAUCUUUAAAGGCUAUUAAUGACCAGAUCAUGUCCUUCGAUUACGAAAACUCAAAGAUUCAGAUUUUGACUGCUGAUUCCCAAGCAUCAUACAAAAAUGGAGUUGUUACUCUAGUCACGGGUUUGCUUACCGUGAAAGAUGGAGAAAGAAUGAGAUUUUCUCAAUCUUUUUUCCUUGUGCCGCAGAAAGGAAGCUACUUUGUGCUCAACGAUGUCUUUAGGUAUGUCUCUGAUGACUUUGUUGAACCAGAAGCUAACAAGAAGGAGGUUGUGGAGACGACUCCUCAAGUAACAGUCACAAUCUUGGCGGAGCCGGCAAAUGAAGUUGCAGAGCCAGUUUCUAUCCCAACUCAACAGACCGUGGUGAAACAGACAGCUGAAGUUGCGGUGAAAAAACCAGAACGAGCUAUAGCAAAUGGACAUCCCAAAACCCGAGAGGAAAAAGUUGUGAACGAUAUCAGCAACGGUGUGGCUGCUCCCAAGAAAUCCUUUGCAGUAGUUGUGACUGAGGGUGGUUCCAUAUUUGUUGCAAACUUGCCUAUGGACGCUACAGAGGAGCAACUCAAUGAAGUAUUCAAAGGUUUUGGUGUUAUCAAGGAAAAAGGUAUCCAAGUUAGAAGCUACAGGCAUAAGGGAAACUGUUUCGGUUUUGUGACAUACGAAAAUGCUGAAGCUGUGAAACUGGUCAUCAAGGCUCACAAAGAGUCAGCCAUCAGAAUUGGAAACAGGAGAGUUUCUAUAGAAGAGAAACGAGGCAACAAUGAUGGUACAUCCUCAAUGCGAAACGGAGGUUAUAGGAGCGAGAACGGUUACAGGAACGACGGGUUUAGGCCUCGUGGCAACGGUUAUAAUGGAGGACGAGGCUAUGGAAGAAAUGGAAAUGAGAGACGGGGAGAAUCACGCAACGGUGAGGCUAGUAAUGGUGAUGGCAAAGUUUCUCAGAAGGGUACGGUGAAAGCUGGCCGUGAAAAUGCUCAAUCCAGAGACUAAAAGAGUUUAAAGUCUUGUUUCUUUAUAUUCUGAAUGUUGUUGUUAUUGUUCAUUUGAAAUUGAGAAUCUGAAGUUUUUUAUAGGAAGAGGAGAGUGCGAGAAAUUAAAAGUUUUGUUGGAGUAGGUUUUAUCAUCUCUUAGGCGAUAUGCCCUUCUUUCAUUUGAGCUUUUGUUUGGGAUCAUAUUUUUUUUUUAUAUUGAGUGAUGGAGGGAUU